UCUUUCCCUGCCCAGGCACUAGGGGACCAGAAAUCGCAGUGGCUGCUGGCUGGGUUUAUUCUUAGAGCUUUCCAUCCAGUCCGGGCUGACGUUUCUUUUACAGCCUGUCUUCUCUUUUGGACAGAUUUAUUCCAGAGGGGAACUUCACCACUUCAUCGAUGGCUUUAAUGAGGAGAAAAGUAACUGGAUGCGCUAUGUGAAUCCGGCGCACUGCGCUCGGGAGCAGAACCUGGCUGCGUGUCAGACCGGGAUGAACAUCUACUUCUACACCAUUAAGCCCAUCCCUGCUGACCAGGAGCUGCUUGUGUGGUACUGUCGGGACUUUGCAGAAAGGCUGCACUACCCUUAUCCCGGAGAGCUGACAAUGAUGAAUCUCACAAAAACGCAGAGCCAGCCGAGGCGGCAGGGCGCAGAGGGACCCGGCCUUGGCCCCAGGGGCGCCCCGAGGAGAGAGCACAGCGUGAAGGAGAUCCUGCGGCGGGACCCCAGCCCCUCUAAAGGGAAGGACUUCUACCGUUCGGAUAUGUCCCCCUUCGCCCCGGGAAAGGACACAGACCCCUUCGGGAGGAACGGGAGCCCCGACAUGCCCUUCUACCCGCGGGUGGUUUACCCGCUCCGCCCGCUGCCCGACGACUUCCUGACAGCCCCCCUGGCCUACGGGGUGGAGAGGCCCCCCUACCGGCCACGCUCACCCGUGCCGUCCUCCGCCACGCCCAGCCCCUCGGCGCGGAGCAGCCCCGCGCACAGCCUGCAGGGCUUCAGCCCCCGCAGCAGCCCGGGGACGGCCGGCUCGCCCCCCGGCCCCCAGGCCCUGCGCGACGCCUGCACCAGCCUGGGCGCACCCUACGGAGCCGAGGGCCUGGGUGCCUACGCCGGCUUCCCCCCGGGCGCCCCCCUGCCGCCAGCCUUCGUCCCCCCCUACGGGGCGCACUACCCCAGGCUCCUGCUGCCGCCCUACGGCGUCAACUGCGGCGGCCUGGGCGUGGGCGGCGUGAAUGGCGUCGGCAGCCUGGGCCUCUUCCCGCGGCUGUACCCCGUGUACGGCGGCCUCCUGGGCAGCAGCGGCCUGCCGCACCCCGUGCUCGCCCCGGCGUCCCUGCCCAGCUCGCUGCCGUCCGACGGGGCCCGCAGGCUGCUGCAGCCCGAGCACCCCAGAGACGUGCUGGUGCCCGCGCCGCACAGCGCCUUCUCCCUCCCUGGCGCGGCCGCCAGCCUGAAGGACAAGGCCUGCAGCCCCACCAGCGGCUCCCCGACGGCAGGCACGGCCGCCACGGCAGAGCACGUGGUGCAGCCCAAAGCUACCUCGGCCGCCAUGGCCACCCCCGGCGGCGACGAAGCCAUGAAUCUCAUUAAAAACAAAAGAAACAUGACCGGCUACAAGACGCUCCCCUACCCCCUGAAGAAGCAGAACGGCAAGAUUAAGUAUGAAUGCAACGUCUGCGCCAAGACGUUCGGCCAGCUCUCCAACCUGAAGGUCCACCUCCGAGUGCACAGUGGAGAGCGGCCCUUCAAGUGUCAGACGUGCAAUAAGGGCUUUACUCAGCUCGCCCACCUGCAGAAACACUACCUGGUACACACGGGAGAGAAGCCACACGAAUGCCAGGUUUGCCACAAGCGGUUCAGCAGCACGAGCAACCUGAAGACGCACCUGCGGCUCCACUCGGGGGAGAAGCCCUACCAGUGCAAGGUGUGCCCCGCCAAGUUCACCCAGUUCGUGCACCUGAAACUCCACAAGCGCCUGCACACGCGGGAGCGGCCCCACAAGUGCGCCCACUGCCACAAGAGCUACAUCCACCUGUGCAGCCUCAAGGUCCACCUGAAGGGCCACUGUCCCGUGGCCCCAGCCCCCGGGCUGCCCGUGGACGACCUGACCCGCAUCAAUGAGGAGAUCGAGAAGUUUGAUCUCAGUGACAAUGCCGACCGGCUGGAGGACGUGGAGGACAACAUCGACGUGACCUCUGUGGUGGAGAAAGAAAUUCUGGCUGUGGUCAGAAAAGAGAGAGAAGAAACCGGCCUGAAGGUGUCUUUGCAAAGAAACAUGGGGAACGGCCUCCUCUCGGGGUGCGGCCUUUAUGAGCCGUCGGACACGCCGCUCAUGAAGGUGGCUCCCUGCAACCCACUACCUCUGGGACCUGUAAAGGUCAAACAGGAAACAGUAGAAUCAAUGGAUCCUUAAGAUUUUCAGAAAGCAAAAAAUGUUUUGUUUUGUUUCUUAACUUACGACCUGGCAAGUCAGGGUGCCUGUAGCGAACGGCUUGUACAGAAUCCCAUCUCUGCAAAGCCUUCUUGACCGCAGAUGGCUUCCCCCGACCACUUUGAAAUUGAAGAAGGAACUCCAAAGUUACUGAAAUCUCAGGGCAUAAAUGAGGCAAAGACAAUAUAUAUAUAUACUUAUUUACACCAUCUAUAUAUUUGAACCUAUGUAUUUUGAAUAUUUGUGGAUAUGUUUGCAUAGCCUUCCCAUUGCUAAGACUUGCCUAGCCAUAAUUAUUUUUUCAAUGAUAAUCCUUCAUAAUUUAUUAUACAAUUUAGCAUUCAAAAAGCAAUAAUUAAAGUUUACAAUGACUGGAAAAAUUCCUUGUAAUUUGAAUAUAAAUGUUAUAUUUUUUAUCUUGUGGCCGUUCUUUGUAGAUAAUUUCAACACAUCUGUUUAAGUACCUAAGAUGUAGUCAGCAUAUACAUGACUUCGGUUGACCUCCCUCUAUAAUAAUGGUUUGAACGUGAGGCUUUGGUCUUGGCCAAAGUUCCAACAGUUGAUGUGUUAAUUCAUAGGGUCAUAUCAUUUGAACGGCAUCAUAUAUAGCCUGGGGAAUUUUUUUUUUUUUUUUGUGCGGAAUUACCCAGUGAUAACCUAGGUAGAAAAAACAAGAAAAGGAAUCUUGUAUGUGUCUGUAGAUCAGAAUUUCUCCCCGUCGCCGCAGAUUUACCACAAAGGUGUGACAAGAAGGCUUUGCCAACGUGGCUCCUUCUCCAAAAAGCAGGGUCUCCGCAGCCCCACUCAUGUGACAGAGUGGCUGCACGACUCUUGCAAUCCCACAUAGUAUCUGAAAAUGUGAAGAAGACGUAAUGCCAUGUUUGAAACCACCGUGAGACCUUCCCAAGGCAUGGGGGGGGUUGGUAUGUGUGAGGUUUGGGGGCUUGAGUCUGGGUGUCGUUUUUGUUGUUGGUUUUUGUUGUUGUUGUUACGUCAAAAUUGCACAAACAUGGUGCUCUACCAGGAAGGAUUCGAGGUAGAUAAGCGCAGGCCACACUUUAAAAACAAAAAAACUGGAAAACGGGUAUUCUUGUUGUCUUAGGGUAAAAGCAGGUAAUGAACAUUCCUAUCCCCAACACAUCAAUUGUCUUUUUUUUUCUGUACAACUCCUGUUUUCCUCAGUAUUUGUGUUUUUACAUUUUACAGUUAUUUUAAUUGAAGAUGAAAGGGCAUUGCAAAGUUGUUCAACAACAAUUACCUCAUUGAGUACGUCCAGUCGUGCAGGAAAUGAUGACUUACCUAAUAUUUGCUACUCGAGAGGAGAGACGAAAUGUGCUCGGGAAAGAUAGAAUGUGUGUCACUCUAUCUUUUACUCUGCUAAGCCCAAAGAUUAUAUGUCAGCAUUCAAGGUGUAACGAAGAAUGAUGUAUAUUUAUAAAUCUAUUUAUACCAAUAUACCAUGUGUAUAUAAUAUAUUUAUGACCACUUAAAUUGUGAGCCAAGCCAUGUAAAAGAAACUACUUUUCCUAAGGGCAGGAAAAAACACAAAAAUCAAACCCUUUCUGAGACUUUGCUUAACACUUGUGACCUCAUAGGCACAGUGGUGAGCUUGGGGACCCCUUGCUGUUGUAAGACACCCUAAGACCUUGAUGCAAAGGUGGGGACUGCAUAGAAACCAGGGAGAAAGAUCCAUCAUUUUUUACUAUUAAGGACCCUGUCAGAUGGCUUUAUUUUUGGUUUGCCACAUUGUGAUUAUAUGGCCACACCCAAGUCACAAAAAUAAAAAUCCCAUUACUACUCCUUCUACAACUAACUUUUCUCUCCCUCCUCCUUAAAUAACUGAUGUAUCGCCAAUCAAUCUGGUUUAUAUGUUCAGCAUUUUGUUCAUGGCAACCUGCAGGGAAGAGUAAUGAUAUUGAGAAUGAUCCAGGGAACCCUGCGAGCCUUACUGAUUGAUCCACACAGCUGGGAAACUGACAGCUUUCAGGUAUCAGUGUUCGGUGAGCACACAGCCCUUCAAGUAGGCAGACCAAAGCAUCACACCCUGACACUGGUGCCAGAUGCUCUACUUCCACCUGCCCAUUCGCUUUUUGCCUCUUUGUGCUUUCGCACACGUGGGGAUUUCACCAGGCCCUGCACUGUGGCUUGAGACCUGGGAUCUUCUAUGCUGUCCGGUUUUCCCCCUUAGGCCUCUUACAUGUGAAUGUUGAGCCCACAAUCAACAGUGGUUUUAUUAUUUUUUUUCCUCUACUCAGAGUUAAAACUGACCAAAGUUACUGGCUUUUCACUUUGCUAGAACAACGAACUAUCUUAUGUUUACGUACUGGUUUACAUUGUUAUUUAUGUGCAAAUUGUCAAAAUGUAAAUUAAAUAUAAAUGUUUAUGCUUUA
Messenger RNA from Manis javanica (Malayan pangolin), 4584 nucleotides. Lineage: Eukaryota; Metazoa; Chordata; Mammalia; Pholidota; Manidae. The record is from RefSeq and is a predicted model, not a curated record.